GAUACCUGCCUGUGGUUGAUGUCCGAUGCCGUUGGUUAUGUGUAAAACCUGCUCUGUCAAUAACAUGAACAUACUGUAACUGGCAACCCUGCACGCUUCUCACUUUCGGAAACGAAACUACCGGCAGAGGGCACUCUUGACCGACCUCGCUAAGAAGCUUUCACGCUAUGUUCCCAUGGCUCUUACUGACCAGAGACAGAAACUAGCAAUGCGAAGGGAGCCGAAAGAAACGACAGAAAAGCCUCUUUGCACUGACACACACACACACCUUGGACCUCGGAAAGUUGUUUUUUUUUUUUUUUUUUUUUUUUUGGAUGAUGAUCCGGUCCGCGCCUUGGUUUUGAGAACUGUUGCGGGUGAGUGGAAGUCGCCUUUUACCUUGGAGCUGGACCUGUUGAAGUUACACACCUUUGCAGUUAAUUGGUUUAAAUUACUGCACGCACAAUUUCCUUUAUUCUCGGGCUGUGGAAUUCCGAGGGAGCUCUGGUCGCAAGUGUCGGAGAUUCAACAGCGCUCAGGCAUGUACUGACAAGGAAACCGUUUCAUGUUGGGCCCAGCUUGUGAAAAGAAAAUCUUCCUCUUUUUGGAAUCUCAUCUUCCUGUCCAAUAUUUGGGAAUAUGGUAGAAAACUUAUCUGGAACACUGAGAGUUUCCAUAGCCCUGUCGCUGAUUGUGUCCAGCCUGGCGGUGUCUCAGCACUCUGUGGAACACAGAAAGGUCCCCCAGAGGAUAGAAGCCCAGCAGCAUGCCCCGGAUGGGGAGGGGGGUGUGUCGGGCUCCUGGGGCCGCUGGGGCCCGUGGACAGCAUGCUCGCGCUCCUGUGGGGGGGGGGUAAUGGAGCAGACCAGGCCCUGUCUGCCAGCUUACCGCUCUGAAGGGGGAGGGUACCACCACAGCACCCCGCCACUUCCCUCAGGCAGAGUUGUGUCUGCCCUGCGCCCCUCUGUCCCGCUGCAUCGUGAGGGCACCUGGCCAACGCGCUCCAACGGCACCCAGCACAGGAGAGCAGGAGCAGCAAGGGGAGGGCGAUCUGAGGAACACAGACCUGACCGCAGAGGGAGAAGUGGCGGGCGGAUUGUUCCAGGGAAGUAUGGGUAUGGGAAGGUCCCCUACAUCCUCCCUCUGCAGACUGACGCGGGGCAGGACCCCCCCAGAGACCAUAGUCGUAGGAAGCGUCAGGCCUCUCGGGGCUACCCCAGGAGGAGGGGGCAAAGCCAGGGGUACAGCCAGCAACACCCCUCCCCAGGCUCCUACAGCAGCUACCACACAGGCCCCCCGCAGUACCACCCCAACCUCUACCAAGACAGUCUGGCCAGGCCGCAGCCAGCCGGGACCUCUCUUUACCAGCAUGGCCAGGACAAAGCCUCGCAGCAGGGCCUGUACCCAGGCAGUAACCCCUCUAUCCACCUGCCUAUGCCUCAUAGAACUCCCAGCUCAGCGUCUUUCAUGUGCGUGGGAGCCUACAAGCAGUAUAAGAUAUGCAACACUGAGGCCUGUCCACCAAAUGGACGCAGUAUCCGUGAAGUACAGUGUGCCUCCUACAACAACCAGCCCUUCAUGGGCAGAGUCUACGAGUGGGAGCCCUUCACUGAGGUGCGAGGGGAUCAGCAGUGUGAGCUGAACUGCCGGGCGCUGGGCUAUCGCUUCUACGUGCGGCAGGCUGAGAGGGUCAUCGACGGGACGCCAUGUGAUCACAACGAGACGUCCAUCUGUGUGGCCGGCCAGUGCAAGAGCCUUGGCUGUGAUGAGUACCUGGGCUCAGACAAGGUGAUGGACAAGUGUGGGGUGUGCGGGGGGGACAACACGGCCUGCAAGGUGGUGUCGGGGGUCUUCAAGCACACCCCGAUGAAAGUGGGCUACCACAAGAUAGUGGAGAUCCCUGAGGGGGCCACCAAGAUAAACAUCACAGAGAUGAUCAAGAGUCGCAACUACCUCGCACUGCGCACUCGGUCUGGGCGCUCCAUUAUCAACGGGAACUGGGCAAUCGAUCGGCCAGGGAAGUAUGAGGGUGUGGGCACAAUGUUCACCUAUCGGCGCCCCAAUGAGAUCAGCAGCACAACCGGGGAGUCCUUCAUUGCUGAGGGGCCCACCAAUGAGAUCGCUGAUGUCUACAUGAUAUAUCAGCAGCCGAACCCUGGAGUCCACUAUGAAUUCAUUCUGCCAGGAGAGAAUCUUAUCAGCUCUCAGCACCCUGCCAACAGGAGGUCUGGGGACACCCUAAAUGGUCAGCUAGGGGUGUCGGACAGCAGCAACCCCAACAGAGAAGAGUACGAGAACCCACACAGCCAGGGCGGGAGGGAUUAUCCAGGCAGGAACCCCGAAAGCCAUGUCCCUGCAGCCCCCCAACCCAGAAGGCAGCAGGACUACAACUGGAAACAGGCCGGCACCACCGAAUGCACUGCCACUUGUGGCAGAGGCUCCCGGUUUGUGAUCUUCCGCUGCGUACAAAGAGUGAGCCAUGAGGAGGUGUCAGACGGCUUGUGUGACAGCGGGUCCAAGCCCAGCACUGAGGAAGAGCCUUGCAAUGUCCAAGCCUGUCCUGCCUUCUGGGACAUCGGCGAGUGGUCAGAGUGCAGUAAGACCUGUGGCUUAGGGAUGCAGCACAGGCAGGUUCUGUGCCGGCAGGUCUACGCAAACCGCACCCUGACCGUGCAGCCAAACCGCUGCCAGCACCUGGAGAAGCCCGAAACCACCAGCACCUGCCAGCUCAAGAUCUGCAGCGAGUGGCAGAUCCGCACCGAAUGGAGCUUGUGUGCAGUGCCCUGUGGUGUGGGUCAGCGCUCGCGGGAGGUGCGCUGUGUCAGUAACGUGGGAGACUUUGUGGAUGACGAAGAGUGCAACAUGAAGCUGAGGCCCAACGACAUUGAGAACUGUGACAUGGGGCCCUGUGCAAAGAGCUGGUUCUUCACAGAGUGGGGGAACAGGUGUUCUGUGGACUGUGGGGUCGGAGUCAGGUCCCGAUCCGUGCUGUGCAUGACCAAUCACAUAAGUAGCCUCCCUCUGGAGGGGUGUGGCCAGGAGCGCCCCGCAGAGGUCAUGGCUUGUAAUAACGGCCUUUGCGAGAGCCGAGUGCAAUGGUUCGCAGGCAGCUGGAGUCAGUGUUCUGCAGAGUGUGGCAGUGGCACUCAGCAGAGAGAGGUGGUAUGUCUUCAGAAAUCAGAGGACAGCUUCACAGUCUUGCAGCCCUUCGAGUGUCCCUCUCUAGAACGACCACUCAACCAGCAAACCUGCACCCUUAAAGCCUGCGGCGCUAAGUGGUACCACACAGACUGGAGCUCGUGCUCCAAGUCGUGCGAGGGCGGGUUUCGAGUCCGGGAGGUGCGCUGUCUUUCUGACGACAUGACACCCAGUGACCACUGUGAGGCCCAGCUCAGGCCAGAGGAGAGGGAGACGUGUAACACCGAGCCCUGCGCACCUGAGAUAGAUGAGAACUGCCGAGACAAGUAUUUCAACUGCAACGUGGUGGUCCAGGCCCGGCUCUGUGUGUACAACUACUACAAAGCUGCCUGCUGUGCAUCCUGUACCCGUGUGGCCAAUCGACAUCCAGGAUUCCUGGGGCGCAGAUAACACCCACAGCCACUUCUCUACAGUCCUGCCUGCAGUGUGACCCUAGAUUCAGACCAAGGCUUUUCCAAAAGAGACAGCGGCCCCAUUCCUGUACGGUAACCAGGCCAGAAUCCAAUCCCUCACAAACACACACACAAACGACACACAACGUCACUGUGAUGCUUAUAAACCCCUAUAAACAAGACUUCAGGACCAGGACAAAGCAUUCUCAGCGAGAGGGUACUGAAGACUUUGGUUUGUCCUGUAUUUUCAAUGGCUUUGAAGCAAUAUGCAACGUGAUUGGAUGUGUGGGUAUACAUGAGAUUUAAAGCAUUACUUCCAUCCAGUAGUAUCCUACUUUUGAAUUUGAUGAAAGGAUGUAAUGUUCUGUUAAUAAAAAUAUGACAGGGCCAUGAUUAGUAUUCAUUUACACCUUUGAAUGGCUUUAUAUUAUCAUUUAUGUUUUUCAAUCAUGUAAGCACAGGGAAUGUCCUCUUACAGUAGAUGCUGAAGGUUGACUAAAAGCGCCACUGAACAGGGAAAUCAUAUAGAGCUACUGUAUUUGAUUGAAUUCAUCCUAGUUUCCAUCCAUUAAUGGUCCUCAGCCUCCCUUGUCUAACAGUGACAGCGGCUAGUAGAGUGAUGGUAAGGAAGCAGCUGAACAUUGUCAAAUAUGAAAUGUAUUUUUUAUAUCUGUAGAAUAUCUAUUUUUGCUUAGUUUCAGAAUACUGCAGUAUGGAUGUGAAUUACGAACUAACUUACACAGUACAUUCCUGAAUGAAUACCUCUUUUGCACUGUACAUUCGAGCCACACCUGGGCCUCAUCAGGACCCUGGCUGUGUUUCCACUGCAGAGCCAGCGCCGUACCGCUGACGUCACAUGCAAUGAACAUGUCGAGUUGCAUGUAGAUAAUGCUGUAUUAAGAGGUGCUGUAUUUGAGUUGAGUGGCGGAUCCAGAGGUUAGAGUUUUCUUCAUUUUCGUUCUUCAUAUAUUAUUGAAUACAACUGGGCGUCCUCAUCUUCCCAAGGCUGUGCUUUUCUCUCCUCCGACUUGCUGCACGCCAUGUUGUUCAUCAUCCUUGAGGGCAUUGAGUGACCCAGCGUAUUGAUGAAAAUUUUUAACCCCGCCCUGGCCCUGCUCGGCCCCACGAGCCACAUUCAGAUGUGUUGUAAGGCCAGAGUUUCAUGGUUUGUAUCUCGCUUGGCUUGACAAAUAGCCAAUGGCCCUUAUGGCUCGGACAUACCUGUGGAAAAGGGGUAUCAGAUUUAUACCAUUACUUUAUACAGAUUCUAUAGCUGAACAGAUCACCUGCACACACAUACAAAAUACAUUUUUCAAUCACACUGUGUAUAAAGGAAUAACACAAGAGACUCUAUAUAUGGAGAGAGAGAGAGAGACUGACUUUGACUUUUAAAAUCCCCUUUAUUCUAUAAAAUAGAAUACAAUAUAAAAACUAAAUAAAGUCACUCUUUAAAAAUAAGCCAAAACAAAACAAACACAAAUACACUGGUGUAAAAUAACAUAACAGAUCCAACAUCUCUCAUACCAGUUUCAAAAGUUCCAGUUCAAUGGGAUCUCAGUCUUUCAGAGUGUUUCUCACAUGAGCAGAACAAGCUGCCCUUCCUCACUCACGGCACACCCCCGAUUAGCAAGAGCCUUGGAAAGCAGUUUGUAAUCAAAGCACAGCAAGGAGACAGGGAGCCAGUUCUUGAUGUCACAGAGGUCUCCUUUCUUGGGUAGCAGUAUUAUUACUGCCCUGCGGCAGCUCAGCAGCAACUCCUCAUCCCGAAUACAUUCCUGCAGGACCUGAUACAGGUCCAUCCAUUCCUGGAGCCUUUCCUUUGGAGAGAAGCACCACAGCUGCAGUGAGUUCUGGGAAUGCCAGCGGAGUGUCCAAUCCGCUGCUCUCCUCCUUGUCCAGGCUGGGGAGACCCUGGAGAAGAAGCUCCAUCUCUCCCGGGUCGCAGCCCUCAGCCUUGUAGAGAUCAGUAUAAAAGCUCACUGCAAUAUGCCUUAGCUCCGUAGGGCUGGAGACCUCUCUCCCCCAGGGCAGCAUCAGACAGCACAUUGUCUUGCACUCCGCUGUCUUCCUCUCCAGGCCCAAGAAGGUGGCUGUGGGGGUGUCCAUAUCUUUGAGUUCAGUAAAGCGGGAUCUGAGCAAAGAGCCCUUCACCUUCUUCUCUAGCAGGCUGCCUAGGAGUUGCCUCCUCUCCUGCAGGCCCCGAUACGCCCCCUCAUCGCUCUCGCUGGCCAGCUGACUCUCAAACUCAAUAAUCUCUCUCUCCAGCUCAUUGACCACUGCAUCCACUGACCUGGUGACAUAUUAUGUGUAUUGUUGACAGAAAAGUUUUAUUUGAAGUUUCCCUAUACCCUGCUAUUGUCUUAAACUACUAAUAUUAGUUUUUUUCAUUUUGCUAAUUUUUCCAAAACAAUUCAAAAUAAUCAGUGAAGUUUUUGUCCUGUAGCAGAUUGUUGUUAAAGUGCCAAUAUGAUUUGGAAUGUGAUUUGAUUGGUAGUGAAACAGUGACGGAAACAAAAUGAUGAUCAGAAAAGCUACUGGGUGCUAUACUGCUUUUAGAGAAUUUAUUAAUAUGCUGUUCUGGAGUAUAGAACCUAUCCAGGCACUCCCCUGACAUCUGAUUUUUGAUUACAUUUGAUCCAUGUAUAUUGUCUACUUGUGGGAUAAAAAAUCCUCCAAAUGUCAACCAGGUCAAAGGUAUUUAAUACAGUGGCCAGCUCCCUGACAGAUUGGGGAUGGGGUUCCCCGUGGUUUCUAUCUUUAUUAAAAUCAAUAGUACAAUUAAAAUCCCCCCCUCCCCCCCCAACAACACCACCACUAUGAGGAAAUUGUCCGUACUGCAACCCCUGAGUACCUGACUGAGCUUUUUAAAAAAUAAAAUCCUCUCCUCCCCAACAUUUGGUACAUAAAUAUCAAUAAAAUCAAUAAAAAUACCAACGUGUUUUAUCUGUACUUUUAAAAGUCAACCUUGAACAAUCUCCUUAAUAGAUAAAAUCUCCACCCAAAUCCUGGAGAAAAUAAAACAGCAACCCCAGCACUAAAAUUACAACCGUGGCUUAAAAUACAGUCACCCCUGUCACUGCCAGUGAGAUGAAUUACUGCUGUCUGAGUGUGUUUCCUGCAAUAAAAUCACGUUUGAAUGCUUGCUGUUUAAAAAAUCAAAUACUUGUCCUCUUUUAUUAAAAUCCCUGCACCCGUACACAUUAAAAGAACCUAAAAUAAUUUUCUCCAUUGAUAAAAAUAGAUUAUUAAAUAACAAACUUUUUCUGUUCACACUCAUUUAUAGACUGUUUCCUUAAUAUUAAGUCUGCAGAACACAAGAAAAGUUUCUGGUCUGGGAAGAACAAUUUAAUCUCUACUCACCUCUUUUUGUUCUUUCAAUAAAAUCGCUGAUCUCGUUCAGUGAAUACAGUUUCACCCUCUGGCUGGCCGUGAUGUCAGAGAGCUGUGAGGUAUCGGACAGCCCAUCCUCCCAUCUAUCCUCGUCCGAUCUCGCCGAUCUGUCCCCCUCCUUGCCUGCAGAAUCUCCAUCAGCCACUGGCAUCUCAGCUACCUACCCCACAGGCUGAGAAGUUUCGUCGGGAGAGGGGGGUGGGGUCUCUUGUCCUUCAGACCCGGCGCUCAGCUCCACCGUAGCGGAAGGUUGAGAACCUACACCGCUAUCGUGAGAGACCAUAAAGUGCCCCUACACUGACUCCUCCUAGCCCGACAUGUUUUUUUUUUUGUUUGUUUUUUUUUAACACUCCUUGUCUGCAGCCCCAGUUUUGGAUGCAGCCGCGCUGGUACCCCGCUCCUCCACUCUCUUCCUCUGGGGCUGCGGCUCAGGUCUCGGAGGCUCCUCCACAUCCACAAUCCAAACAACCCCGUCCACCUCACCACUACUACUUGUCCCUGCUUCAGUUUGUAGCUUGGGGAAGGUCCGUUUAACAUGCCCCUGUUCCCCGUAGGAAAAACCUCUAUGCUGGUAAAAACAACAUAAUUCCUGCCCUGAAUAUUAAAACUCUAAGCUACAUUUAGAGUUUUUUCCGGGUUAUCAAGCAGUACAAAUACUUGUCUCCUAAAAGACAUGACGUUUUCAGGAUUUUUACAUCCAAGGGGAAUCAUUUUGAUCGGCGACAUUAUUUGACCAUAUCUUGAAAGCUCUCUAUUGAUCAAUUAAUUAUUAAUAAAAGGGGGAAUAUUUGACAUUACUUUGGUAAGAGGCACGGAUAACAGUGUUACAGUUAUCAAAGAAUCAUUCAACAUAAAUCCCUCUUCUACAAUUUUGUUAACCAUAUUUUCUUGGUUAAGGAAAACGAUUAUAGCUUUGUUCAUUCACGAGGUGGAACAUUUAAAAAGUACUAAGAUAACAAAAAAAUACUUAAAAAAAAAGUUUAAUAAAUAUAUAAUAAAUAAAUAUAUAAGUAAAUGGCGAUACAGCUCGCUAACCCUGCUUGCAGCAGCCCCUCCCACAAUCGAGAGAGAGAGAGAGAGAGAGAGAGAGAGAGAGAGAGAGGGAGAGGUUUAUUCAAUAUUAAUAAAAGGUGUUCUGGACAUGCUUUAUCACACACUAGUGAGAGUAUUAGAAUCUGAUGGCCUCUGGUUGGAUGUCACAGUGGAUGUAGGUAGUGGUGAUCUACUUUUUCAUGUUACUGAUACCUUGAAUUUACUGCUGUUGUGGACGAUGAAUUUCACUGUCAUGCUUUCUUGAAAGAGUGCCAUGGGAUUGGUAAUUUCAACAACAUACAAAGUACCUUGGUACCUCAAGCCUUGCUUAGCAUCUGAGAUCUGAGAAGAUCAACUCAUGAUUGUCUAGCUAUAACCCCCUGAAAACGCAGGGCAUCUUAAUUUAAAAAAAAUGGAAACCCAACAAGCAAGAUGUAUGAAGUGCCUGGAUUCAACUGGUACCCAGUACUUCGAGGAAGGCCUUGACAUGAUUGGCCAUACCCUACUAAAAUACUGGCUUAAAUGUUCCACUCAAUAAGCAAACAUAAUUUAA
Polyodon spathula (Mississippi paddlefish) is the source of this 8544-nucleotide messenger RNA. Its product is annotated as thrombospondin type-1 domain-containing protein 4-like. Gene Ontology annotation, molecular function: metalloendopeptidase activity. Bases 619 to 3567 code for a protein of 982 amino acids. Gene Ontology annotation, biological process: extracellular matrix organization. Gene Ontology annotation, cellular component: extracellular matrix. The record is from RefSeq and is a predicted model, not a curated record. NCBI's taxonomy places the organism in Eukaryota, Metazoa, Chordata, Actinopteri, Acipenseriformes, Polyodontidae. The transcript is spliced from 18 exons.